Molecule: messenger RNA, 7776 nt
Organism: Lynx canadensis (Canada lynx)
Lineage: Eukaryota; Metazoa; Chordata; Mammalia; Carnivora; Felidae
Gene: LONRF3
Product: LON peptidase N-terminal domain and ring finger 3
Exons: 12
Coding region: 172-2559 (795 amino acids)
Molecular function (GO): protein binding; metal ion binding
Source: RefSeq, a predicted model, not a curated record
GGCGGCCGGCCGAGAGCUCGUGGAGGCGCGGCAGCGACCGGCGCGCGGUAGCGCGCGGCUGAGGCCACUCCGAUCGGCAGAGGCAGCUCCGAUUCCCAGCAGCCCUCGCUCUGUGUUCCGAGUCCCCGGCCCCUAGACGCCUCGUCCCCUCACGCCUGCUUCUCUAUCCCUAUGGAUUCACUUCAAACUGGACAGAUGCUGAGCUUGCCCGCCGAGCUCGGCAGCGACAACUUAGAACUGGCGGAGCCGGCGGCAUCGGCGGCCCGCGGAGACACGGAGCCCCACCCGGAGGCGGCCACAGAAGGCCCCGCACCUUUAGACCCGGGGCCGGAGUCGGAGCCGGGGCCCGAGCGGGAGCCGGGGCCGCCUCCUCAGACUUCGACGCCGGAGUGCAAAGUCCUGCUCACGAAGGCUGACGCCCUGGCGUCUGGGGGGCGCCUCCGGGAAGCCCUCGAGGUGUACCGCCAGCUCUCCGAACGGCAGCAGCUGGUGGCCGAGCAGCUGGAGCAGCUGGUGCGGUGCCUGGCGGAGAAAGUCCCGCAAGGCGAGGCUCCGGCGCUGGCGCCCCCGGACGGGAGCGGUGCGGCGAGCCGCGAGGCGGCGGCCGAAGAGGCAGGGGCGCCAACCGCCGCGGAGGCUACCGAGGUGUGGGACGGCUUCAAGUGCCGGAAGUGCCACGGCUUUCUGUCAGACCCCGUGUCCUUGUCGUGCGGCCACACCUUUUGUAAACUCUGCCUGGAACGCGGGCGGGCGGCCGACCGGCGGUGUGCGCUGUGCGGGGUCAAGCUCCCGGCCUUGAUGGUGGCCGGCGGCAAGGCGCGCCCGGCCCCCCAGCGGGACUGGCAGCAGGCGGCGGCGACGACGACGACAACGACGACAACGACAACGACCACGACGCCGCAGCCGCCACCCGCGGCGCCACCGCCGCCGCAGCCGCCGCCGCCGCCGCCGCCGCCGCCGCUGCGGGUCAACGUGGUGCUCAGUGGCCUCCUGGGCAAGUUGUUCCCAGGCCCGGCGCGGGCGUCGCAGCUCCGGCACGAGGGCAACCAGCUGUACCGCGAGCACCAGGUGGAGGCGGCGCUGCUCAAGUACAACGAGGCGGUUCGGCUAGCUCCAAACGACCACUUGCUUUAUAGCAACCGGUCUCAAAUUUAUUUCACCUUGGAGUCUCACGAGGACGCACUGCAUGAUGCAGAAAUAGCAUGUAAGCUCCGCCCAAUGGGUUUUAAGGCACACUUCAGAAAAGCACAGGCCUUGGCCACCUUAGGCAAGGUGGAGGAAGCACUAAGGGAGUUUCUAUAUUGUGUGUCCCUCGAUGGAAAGAACAAAAGAGCAAGAUCUGAAGCCCAAAGGGAAAGCCGGGAGCUCCCGCACUGCUCUAGUCAGGAGGAAGCAGCGGCCGCGGGAGACCGCAGCAGCCUGGAGAACCCAGUUAAAGUAGAGGGGGAGGGGCAAGAAGGCAACGGGAAAGGCCAGGCAGGAGACCAGGAGGAGAAGGGGGAUGCUGCCUCUGCCAAGGCUGGCAAAUGCCAAGAAAAGAAAAGGAAACGUUGUCAAUUUGGACCCCAAGACCCAGAGGUGCCUACUAAAGCCAGAAAGCCAGAUCCUCCCGCCAACCAGGGGGCCAGAGCUGCGGUCAGUGCUCCACUCCCGUCCUUUGAUGCAUCUGACCUUGAAUGCUCCCUGUGUAUGAGAUUAUUCUACGAGCCAGUCACAACACCUUGUGGUCAUACAUUUUGUUUAAAAUGCCUUGAAAGAUGCCUAGAUCACAAUGCAAAGUGUCCGCUGUGCAAAGAUGGUCUUUCACAGUGCUUGGCAUCCAGAAAAUAUAGCAAAAAUGUCAUAAUGGAAGAGCUAAUAGCUAAAUUCCUGCCAGAAGAAUUCAAGGAACGCAGGCGGCUUUAUGAAGAAGAAAUGGAAGAACUUUCCAACUUGAAUAAGAAUGUGCCUAUUUUCGUGUGCACUAUGGCCUACCCCACGGUUCCUUGUCCCCUGCACAUUUUUGAGCCUUGUUACCGUCUGAUGAUCCGUAGAUGCAUCGAAACAGGUACAAGACAGUUUGGCAUGUGCCUUGGAGAUCCUGUCAAAGGGUUUGCGGAAUAUGGCUGCAUCCUAGAGAUCAGAAAUGUUCAGUUCUUUGCUGAUGGCCGCUCGGUGGUGGACAGCGUAGGCAAGAGGCGCUUCAGGGUCCUCCAUCAGGGCCAGCGAGAUGGUUACAAUACAGCCGACAUUGAAUACAUUGAAGACCAAAAGGUUCAAGGAGAGGAUCAGGCUGAGCUCAUGGGAUUACAUAACUGUGUCUAUGAGCAAGCGUCAUCAUGGUUUCAUUCGCUCAAAACCUCUCUGAAGAAUCGGAUACUCAAUCACUUUGGUCCAAUGCCAGAGAAAGAUGCUGAUCCUCAGGUGAGCCCGAACGGUCCAGCCUGGUGCUGGUGGACAUUAGCGGUUCUUCCACUGGAAAGCCGAGCUCAGCUCCCGUUCCUAGCGAUGAGGUCCUUGAAGGACAGACUGAAUGGGAUUCGGCGAGUCCUGGCCUUUAUAUCCCGGAACCAAAACUAGCGAGAGUGGAUCGCUGAGGAGAAGCCCCCACCCUCCCUGCCGGCUUGGGGGAGUCAUCUUGUAAAUAUAUCUAACUGCAAUAACAUCUUAACAGAAGGAAGUAUCAAACAGGCAUUUCCCUGCUGUUGAUCGCAGAGAGGAAUCGUGUAGAAAGGCCAGAAGCACGGGGCCUGUUUGAAACUUCCUGGCUGAAGAUGCUUCUUGACAUGCUGCACAACUACAUGCUCAGCAGAGGUGUUUAAGAGCCCAGAAAAAAAAAAAAAUUCAUUUGAUUUUUGACAUCCAGUUUUCUGGAAGUUUAAAAUGGUUUUGCUUUCAUUUUCUUUCUUGCACAGAUAAAUGUGUAGUUGAAAUGUGAAGCACACAUUCUGGUAACACUGCUGCGUUAUUUUCACGGACUUGGGUUCUCAUUCCAGAUGGUUCGGGUUUUAUACGGCAUUGUGUAGAAAAGAAUGUUCGUCCUUUCCGUUUUCAUAAUUUAUUUUUUUUUUGGCACCACUGUAUCCCUUUUUUCUACCUGUCUGUUUGUAACUGUUUAAGUGUACGUUACUGAAGAGCCAGUUGCUUUAUUUAUUAACGUGGUUUGCCAUCUACCCAGGGGGAAGGAGCAGUGCUAGCAACGUGCCGUUUUUGCUUUAACCACAUUCUGCUGUGUUUGAUCCCGGUUCGCGAACCGUUUUUGUAUCUGUCCCUUUGGAUGUGUAAAGGAGGUUCGGAAUCACGCUGAGACCGUCACUCGUCACGGGUUCCAUGUUGCUUUUGUUUGGAAUUCAACAAUAUAAAAUACCUAAGCGAUUUGGCAGGCGUUAUGGAAUAGGCCAGGGUGAAGGAAAACGAUCCAUUUUCUGGGUGGGACACCGAGCAGGGCCGAAGGAAUGAUUGCUCUUGAAUGAAGAGGUGACUCAGAGGGGCGUCGUUUGUGAGUGAUCUGUUUUAGGCAUUUAUUUUCAGCGAUCUAAUCAGAAGGGUCUCUCCCUUCUCCCCAGGGUUAGUUACCUGGCUGGCGCGUAUGAAAACACAUGAUGAAGGGCUGCCGGUCAUUGAAGGCGGAAAGAAGCCAGUAGAGACAGUUGAACCCUUAAAAACACAGACACGCUGUCUUUCGGGUUUGUACAUCUUUUAAAGGAAACAGACGACGAACCCGUGGUUUUAGCUAAACUCUGCCUUCCCUCCUAGCUGCCGCGGGCCAAAGAUUUCAACGUAGGGGAAGAACAGUGGGUAAGGGUGUAAGAGGGAGCCCUUGUUUAGCUUGCUCAGUGCUAGUGUGGUUCUGUCAGUGCCAGGAGGACCUGAAAAAGACUGUGGGGGGGGGGGGUGUCCCAACGACAGCGUGAGGAGAUUAGGGCAGGCGAGAAGUGAAUCACGCCAUCUGUACCAUCGUGCAAACUAUCCCCCCACGUGAUCCUUGGACGGACCCAGCGCAGCCCGUCUACUCCUUCAAGGAGAGGUGAGUGCCUCAGGGAAUCGACCUGACUUCUUCCCACUACCUGCAGCCAGAAACAGAGGAGAGAGUAUGACGUGAUCCACGUAAGCUGAAACCAAAUGAUCCCUUCUGAACUUGCUAAAUGGGUGCUGGAUUGUCAGAGCGUUGUGUUGUGUUACCAGGUUUGAUGUUCGCAGCCAGACUGGGCCGGCAAAGAAUGGAUGUAUAGGCGUGGUUACUGCCCAAGCAAGCUCCGCAGGGCUCGGGGAGCAGGGAAUUAAGCGUUCCUCUUCCGGCUCGGUGCCCAGCCAGCCAGAAGGUCAGAGCACAGUCCUCGUGAAAUAGUUUCCUGUCAUCUCGUGUAAAUGCAGCAGAGGAAAGGUCGUAAACAUCUGCGCUUGGUAGAUGUUUUCCCUUGUGAUUGAACUUCUUCUGGGCCCCAGUUUCCUCAUCUAGCAAAGGGUAGUGACCAAUGCCCCGUGUAGGGAUGUUAACGGACAUUAUAUGAGGUAACAUAUGUAAAUCGCUUAGCACAGUGCCUAGCACCUAGGAGACAUCCAAAAAAUAAUAGCUGUGAUUAGAUUGUUCAUAGUUACGGAAUAUCAUCAGGGGCCCACACUUGCAUAAAACACUGCCUUUCCAUGCAGUACCCAUAUCUGCCCCUUUAAACUUGGUUGGGGAGAUCCCCACCGCUGAUUUUCGGACCAUAACUUGAUGCUUUACAGUUAAUUCCUUUUGGAGCCACGUCUGUUUGGGAAAACGAAAAGACUCAAGAAGAGGUGAGGGUCAGAGACAAGGGAGGCUUCUGGGCCAGCCAGUUUUCCGUGUUCCAAUAAGAUUAAAAAGCAGUGCUGUCUGGAGGUCUAGAAUUCCCAGUAUAAUGGAAGCCUUAAGUUCUAGCUCCAUUAGAAUAACCAGCUCAUCCCUCCUUGCUCUCCAAAAAGUAUUAAAAAUCUUGGCCUUGCCAGGGUGAACGGGUUUCACAGUCUGACUUCUGUGCUUAGUUCAUGGGAUUUCCUUAUGCUGCCCCAACAAACUUAUUUUGAACCUGCUGUGUACCAGGUACUGAGCCAGGCGAUUUCACAUAUGUGAGUUCAUUAAAUCACUUAUUCUGCACAGCAGCCCUGUGAGAUCAGUUAUCACGCCCAGUAUCGCAGAUGAGAAGGCUGAGGUUCUGCGAUGUUAAAUACUUAGUCCAGAUAGCACAGUUAAGCAGUUACUAGCAUAGCCAAGAUUGACGUUGAACCCCUUCCUUUGCAUAUGUUUAACAUUUUAAACAGUUUGUGUUGCACGUAAUUUUAUUAAACAGGCAUGGCAACUGAGUCACCAAAGCUCCCCAGAAGCUCACAGUUCAGAUGGAAGCUGCAGGCUCAAUAAAAUUCAGUUCCCUCACACACAUUUCUACUUAAUCUCGGUAGAAUGGGAAGUUUGAUUUUUUUUUUCUUUAAAUAAAGUUCCACAUCCUAGAAUGUUCCAUGUCGGUAAGUGAGCACCUAACUCCAGCAAAGGUAGAUCUUGGCUGGAACAGAGUUGCCCUGUACGUUCAGUGGCCUAAAUAGACGUUUGGGUUAUUUUAUAGCAAGCUCUGGUUUCAGCAGUGGUGGGAGGCAGGGUGCAAGGCUAAACCUUGGCUUUCUGUGGGAUGUACUUGAAUGGGGCAGUCAGUUGAACGUGGCCAUUUUCGCCCCUUAUAAAUUGAUUUUGCUGCAAAGCUUGGGUUUGAAGAGAACACGGAGAAAAGACAUAAAGCUAAAUCUAGGCCAGAAGUACAAGACUUCCCCCUUGGUAGAUAGUGCCAUUUAUUUGGUUAAUUUUCCUAUCAUGACCUAGAUUAUUUUUUCUGUGUAUGUAUAUAUAUAUAUAUGUAUAUAUAUAUAUGUAUAUGUAUGUGUAUGUGUGUGUGUGUAUAUAUAUAUGUAUAUAUGUGUGUGUGUGUGUGUGUGUGUGUGUACACACAUUAGGUACCAGGCAGAUACUAUGCCUUUCUGCUUUGUACUGUACUACCACUGCUAGCUAAUAACCAGCAAAAUGUAGAAAAUGAAAAAUGAUAAAGCUAAUUUUCUGUAGACAACCUGGAGAAAAGAGUGCUUGCCCCUGACUUAAUGGGGGCAGAGAACUGACUAUUUCAAGAAUUUGCCUUUUCUGAAAGCCGACUGCUUCCCGCCCCGUGGGGCCAGUCGAGUCGCUGCGUGUGUGGCGCUUCCAGCUCUGCCUGCGGGGCUGGCCUGGGCUCAGAUAAUCCCCUGUGACUGGCCGUCGGAGUCGCGGAGCUCCCGAGGCUGGCUCACAGCACCCAGAGGUCUCGUACUGUCCACAGCCUGCAUGCUGUUGAUGGGCCAGAAUCCACUGGGGACAGUGUGCCCCUUGCCAAACUCCAUUUCCAAGAUGGGAGUUUUAUCCAGGGACUCGUUCCUUGAGUUCCCGACGUGUUGACUUUGCAUCCGUUUCCUUUUAUCAAGGCAGAAUCGUAGCAGAGGGGUUGGGGCAAGGAUGCAAAUGGAAGGCAGCCCCCAUAGCGGAAAAGAAUAGCUCUUUCAGCCCAUCUGGGGCCUGAGGGAUGAGGUUGAUUUACGAUUGAAAACAGUUCUGAAAAGCAGAGAGAAAGAAGGAAAUGGAGUCAUGUAAGAUGUGCACAUUCAGUUCCUCUUAGAAUGAUAGCUCCCACUGUCCAACUGUUUAAUAAUCUGGGUGGAGCACAUCCAGAGUCGAAAUGAAGACGUUUUCACUUACAAAUAGGUAUUUUGCAACGCGCUAAGUUCACCUUGAGAGAGAAGUGCCUGUAAUCUCUGUUCCUGGUGUCAUUUUAAAGCUUUCGCUUCAUGACUCUGUAGCCGUUUAAAAAUUUGUCGCAGCAAAUGUGAUUAACAGAAGUUUACAAAGCAGCACUGUAGCUUAUGUGUCAUGUUAAAAGUUGCCUAACGUUUAGCUAAUGUAAAAGCAGCAACAAUAAACAACAACAAAAUAAAAGGAGAGCAAAUAGGUCAAUGUGGCAUCAUAGGCUUAUCUGAGAUAAACUAGUUCCAUCAUUUUAUGCAGUCCUCAGUAAUGCCCGGAUUAAAAUAUCAAGCAAGGCAUUCAAACAGUGGCAAAUGUGUCUGUGUAUUUGUUAUUCCAGUUGUUUGUUAAGCAGCCAUUUUACUCUUGCACUGUAAUAAACUGAAAGGGGAAUUAAGAUAAUGCUUUCUUCCCCCCAUAUUGCUGUUCAACUACCUCUAUAUGCUUGGUUUCUCUUUAGGGUUUUCUUUCCUCCAAAUCUGUACAAAAGCAAGAUUUCAGCUCUUCUGCGUUGUCAUAACAAUGUGAUAUAGACAGUCUCUGUGAAAGCUGUUUGUUCAUUAGGAAUGUUUCCCGUUGUCUCACUUUGCAUCUAACAGAAUUCUACCCGUAACCUUAGGGCAAGAAUUACCCAAAUAGGUAUCGUUUUUUGGAAGCCGAAUAGAAAGGAAAGCUAUUGGACCAUUUAACUUGAUCUCGUUCCCGUUGCUUAUAAUACGUUUGACCGGAAGACCUCUGGUCCAAGUAGCCUUGCACUUAGACACUAAGUUCUUAUGCACUUGACAGUGAGGCCGGUGCGAGCUAAUUAAUGUGACUGAUGUGUUCUGAAAACCUUGCCAUAAACUGUUUUAAAAAAUGCACCAGGAAAUCUUGUUAUUUACAGAAUUUUGUCGAAGCAUCUUGCCAAUAAUCCGCCCCUAGUUUACUUGUUAAGUCCAUUCGUAUAUUGGGUUUGCUUACAGCGGAACGCGCUACCUACUGUGUUUUCUUUGGCAUUAUAAAACAUUUGUGAAAGUAAA